Pyrus x bretschneideri (Chinese white pear) is the source of this 2257-nucleotide messenger RNA. RefSeq names its product signal recognition particle subunit SRP72. NCBI's taxonomy places the organism in Eukaryota, Viridiplantae, Streptophyta, Magnoliopsida, Rosales, Rosaceae. The transcript has 6 exons. Gene Ontology annotation, cellular component: signal recognition particle, endoplasmic reticulum targeting. Gene Ontology annotation, biological process: SRP-dependent cotranslational protein targeting to membrane. Gene Ontology annotation, molecular function: 7S RNA binding; ribosome binding; protein binding. The coding region runs from base 50 to 2071 and encodes 673 amino acids. The record is from RefSeq and is a predicted model, not a curated record.
UCCGUAGCAUUUUUCUCUCUCUCUUCUGUUUGGCAAGCGAGAAAAUCCAAUGCCUCCGAAAGGCAAAGACAGGCAGCGCGCCGCCGCGUCGACGCAGCAGCCGCCUCCCUCCCUCGAAGAACUAUUCGGCUCUCUCAACAAGCACAUAGAGGAAUCCGAAUUCGAAAAAGCCGUCAAGGUUGCAGAUCAAGUUCUCUCGAUUAACCGUGGCGAUGAGGACGCCCUUCGAUGCAAGGUCGUGGCCUUGAUCAAGGCCGACGACAUUGACACCGCCCUUUCCACGAUUCGAUCUUCCAAGAGUCCUCCUUCGGAUUUCAGCUUCUUCGAGGCAUACUGCUUAUACAGAAAUAACAAGCUAGAUGAAGCUCUUGAGUUGUUGAAGAGGCAAGAGAGAAAUUCUGCAACCAUGAUCUUAGAAUCCCAGAUUUUGUUUCGCUCCGGAAAGAUGGAUGCUUGUAUUGAUACAUAUCAGAACCUUCCAAAACCCAAGGUCGAAUCCUUAGAGAUAAAUUCUGCAGCUAGUUUGGUUGCAGCUGGGAGGGCUUCUGCAGUUAAGCGUACAUUGGAAGCUCUAGGGGUUAAAGCAACUAACAGUUUUGAGCUUGCAUUCAACACUGCCUGUUCUUUGAUUGAAUUGGAGAAGUAUACAGAGGCAGAACAGCUCCUUCUGAAAGCCAGAAGAAUUGGCCAGGAAGCACUGUUCUCUGAUAACGUACCUGAAGACGAAAUACAAAUUGAAUUGGCGCCAAUAGCUGUCCAGUUGGCUUAUGUACAGCAGCUUCUUUCAACAGCUCCUUGGCAGAAACAAGAGGCUGUCGAAGCUUAUACGGACAUUAUUAAACAAGAUAUGGCAGAUGAGGUAUCACUCAGUGUGGCUGUCAACAACCUCAUUGCUUUGAGAGGUCCAAGAGAUGUUUCUGAUGGCCUAAAGAAACUUGAUCGACUAAAAGAUAGGGAGAAACAAAACUUCCACCUGGCUCCUGGACUAGAAAACAAGCUUUCACCAAAACAAAAAGAAUCAAUAUAUGUGAACCGGGUCCUUCUACUACUCCAUGCGAAUAAAAUGGAUCAGGCUCGAGAACUUGUUGCUGCACUGCCAGACAUGUUUCCUGAUAGUGUGAUGCCCGUGUUACUCCAAGCUGCAGUUUUUGUCAGAGAAAACAGGGCUGGGAAAGCCGAAGAAAUUUUAGGGCAGUUUUCCGAGAAGUUCCCUGACAAAUCCAAGGUGGUUCUCUUAGCGAGGGCACAGGUUGCUGCUGCUGCUGGUCAUCCUCUUAUAGCAGCUGAGUCCCUUGCUAAGAUACCUGAUAUCCAGCAUACGCCUGCCACUGUCGCUACUCUUGUGUCUCUUAGAGAGCGUGGCGGGGACAUUGAUGGUGCAGCUGCUGUGCUUGAUGCUGCAAUCAACUGGUGGUCAAAUGCCAUGACCGAGGACAAUAAGCUCAGUGUUUUAAUGCAAGAGGCUGCUUCCUUCAAGCUCAGGCAUGGCCGAGAAGAGGAGGCUGCCCAUCUAUACGAGGAGCUUGUGAAAAGCCAUGGAAGUGUGGAAGCAUUGGUUGGGCUUGUAACUACAGUUGCUUGUGUGGAUGUUAAGAAGGCAGAAGCUUAUGAGCAGAAGCUGAAACCAUUACCAGGACUGAAGGGGGUCAAUGUGGAUAGUCUGGAGAAGACUUCUGGGGCCAAACACGAUGAGGGUGUUUCUCAUGUUAAGGUCACGGAGACCUAUGACGAGGGGAAGAGUAAGGCUAAGGCUAAAAGAAAGAGAAAGAGAAAGCCAAAGUAUCCUAAGGGGUUUGACCCUGCAAACCCAGGUCCACCACCAGAUCCGGAGAGGUGGCUUCCCAAGAGAGAAAGGUCAAGUUACAGGCCUAAGAGAAAGGAUAAGAGAGCCGCUCAGGUAAGAGGCUCCCAGGGUUCCGUAGCUAGAGAUAAACAUGAAACUGGUGCCGCUUCCAACACUUCAAACACAAAAUCAAACCAAGCAGCUACCUCCAAAGGAGCACCUCAAAAUGCAGUCGCAGAGCCAUCCAAGCCUUCUUCAUCGAAGUCACGAAAAAAGUCUAGGAACUAGUUGAAGGAUCCAAUUUUCCGGGUUGAUUUUUGUGACAGGUUGCAGAAUUUUAGACAAUUUAAUUUGGUGCCCUAGUGACUAGACAGAGAUUUUGUAGUUAAAUUAUCGGCCUUUUUUCUGCUUGCUUCUGAUUCAAGACGACAAAAAAAAUGAUGAAUUCCUUAAGAAAUUCGGUUCAGAACUCUA